Molecule: messenger RNA, 1026 nt
Organism: Nematolebias whitei (Rio pearlfish)
Lineage: Eukaryota; Metazoa; Chordata; Actinopteri; Cyprinodontiformes; Rivulidae
Product: gastrula zinc finger protein XlCGF8.2DB-like
Exons: 1
Biological process (GO): regulation of transcription by RNA polymerase II
Cellular component (GO): nucleus
Molecular function (GO): RNA polymerase II cis-regulatory region sequence-specific DNA binding; DNA-binding transcription activator activity, RNA polymerase II-specific
Source: RefSeq, a predicted model, not a curated record
AUGAGUGUCCACACAGGAGACAAACAAUUACUUUGUGAAAUUUGUGGACAAAGAUUUAGUCAGAAGCCAAAUCUAAUGUCACACAUUAGAGGGCACACAGGAGACAAACCAUUUCCUUGUGAUCUUUGUGGACAAAGAUUUAUUUUUAAGUCACUUUUUGACAGACACAUGAGAGUCCACACAGGAGACAAACCGUUUCCUUGUGAUCUUUGUGGACAAAGAUUUAGUCAUAAAGCAACUUUAAACGAACACAUAAGAGUCCACACUGGAGACAAACCAUUUCCUUGUGAACUUUGUGGACAAAAAUUUAGUCGGAAGACAAAUUUAAAAUCACACAUGAGAGUCCACACAGGAAACAAACGGUUUCCUUGUGAACUUUGUGGACAAAGAUUUAGUCAGAAGGGAAAUUUGAACACACAUAUGAGAAUCCAUACAGGAGACAAACCGUUUCCUUGUGAACUUUGUGGACAAAGAUUUAGUCUGAAGAACACUUUAAACACACACAUGAGAGUCCACACUGGAGACAAACCAUUUCUUUGUGAUCUUUGUGGACAAAGAUUUAGUCAGGAGUCACAUUUAAACACACACACAAAAAUCCACACAGGAGACAAACCAUUUCCUUGUGAUCUUUGUGGACAAAGAUUUAGUGUGAAGGACACUUUAAACUCACACAUGAAAGUCCACACUGGAGACAAACCGUUUCGUUGUGAUUUUUGUGGACAAAGAUUUAGUCGAAAAACACAUUUAAACUCGCAUAUAAUAGUACACACAGGAGACAAACGGUUUCUUUGUGAUCUUUGUGGACAACGAUUUAGUCACAAGACAUCUUUAAACUCACACAUGAGAGUUCACACAGGAGACAAACCGUUUCCUUGUGAGUUCUGUGGACAAACAUUUAGUCAUAAGUCAACUCUAAAUACACACAUGAGAGUCCACACUGGAGACAAACCAUUUCCUUGUGAACUUUGUGGACAAAGAUUUAGUGUGAAGCAUGCUUUAAACUCGCACAUGAGAGUCCACACAGGA